ACACCCCGCCUCUUUCAGGGAUGCCCUCUGCAGUGAAGGCUCUGGGCCAGGCCAGGUCCUCGGGCAGCAUGGCGCCCGGCUGCUGCUCCCCGGCGGCCGUGCAGAGGCGGCUGCCCAUCCUGGCGUGGCUGCCCCACUACUCCGUGCAGUGGCUGAAGAUGCCCUUGACCCCCGGCCUCUCGGUGGGGCUGACGGUCAUUCCCCAGGCGCUGGCCUAUGCCGAGGUGGCUGGACUUCCACCCCAGUAUGGCCUCUACUCUGCCUUCAUGGGGUGCUUCGUGUACUUCUUCCUGGGCACUUCCCGGGAUGUGACCCUCGGCCCCACGGCCAUCAUGUCGCUCCUGGUCUCCUUCUACACCUUCCGCGAGCCCGCCUACGCUGUGCUGCUGGCCUUCCUGUCGGGCUGCAUCCAGCUGGCCAUGGGGCUCCUGCGUCUGGGGUUCCUGCUGGACUUCAUUUCCUGCCCGGUCAUUAAAGGGUUCACCUCUGCUGCCGCAGUCAUCAUCGGCUUCGGGCAGGUCAAGAACCUCUUGGGACUGCAGCACAUCCCGAGGCAGUUUUUCCUGCAAGUGUAUCACACCUUCCUUCGUGUUGGAGAGACCAGGGUGGGCGAUGCCGCACUGGGGCUGGUCUGCAUGGUGCUCCUGCUGGUGCUGAAGCUGAUGCGAGACCACGUGCCUCCCGUCCACCCUGAGAUGCCCCCUGGCGUGCGGCUCAGCCACGGGCUGGUGUGGACGGCCACGACAGCUCGCAACGCCCUGGUGGUGUCCUUCGCAGCCCUGGUUGCGUACUCCUUCGAGGUGACCGGAUACCAGCCCUUCGUUCUAACUGGGGAGACAGCACAGGGGCUCCCUCCAGUCCGGACCCCGCCCUUCUCAGUGACCACUGCCAACGGGACUGUCUCCUUCACUGAGAUGGUGCAGGACAUCGGGGCCGGGCUGGCCGUGGUGCCCCUGAUGGGCCUCCUGGAGAGCAUUGCCAUAGCCAAGGCCUUCGCCUCUCAGAAUAGUUACCGCAUCGACGCCAACCAGGAGCUGCUCGCCAUCGGUCUCACCAACGUGCUGGGCUCCCUGGUCUCCUCCUACCCAGUCACAGGCAGCUUUGGCCGGACGGCCGUGAACGCCCAGUCAGGGGUGUGCACCCCAGCAGGGGGCCUGGUGACAGGCGUGCUGGUGCUGCUGUCGCUGGGCUACCUGACCUCACUCUUCUACUACAUCCCCAAGGCCGCCCUGGCCGCCGUCAUCAUCAUGGCCGUGGCCCCGCUGUUCGACACCAAGGUCUUCGGGACGCUUUGGCGUGUGAAGAGACUGGACCUGGCACCGCUGUGCGUGACCUUCCUGCUGUGCUUCUGGGAGGUGCAGUACGGCAUCCUGGCCGGGGUGCUGACGUCGGUGCUCAUCCUCCUGCACACGCUGGCCCGGCCCCAGACUCAGGUGUCUGAGGGGCCAGUCCUUGUCCUGCAGCCGGCCAGCGGCCUGCACUUCCCCGCUGUGGAGGCCCUGCGGGAGGCCGUCCUGAGCCGGGCCCUACAAGGGUCUCCCCCACGCAGUGCGGUCCUGGAGUGCACCCACGUCUGCAGCGUGGACUACACCGUGGUGCGGGGGCUGGGCGAGCUCCUGGAGGACUUCAGCAGGCAGGGCGUGACGCUGGCCUUCGCCGGCCUGCAGGUCCCUGUCCUCCGUGUCCUGCUGGCCGCUGAUCUGAAGGGCUUCCAGUACUUCUGCAGCCUGGAAGAAGCAGAGAGAUGCCUGAGGCAGGAGCCGGGAGCCCAGCCCUACAAUGUCGGCGAAGACGCCAUGCCGGAGCACAAGGUCGCCCUGCUGAAGGCCUAGCGGGGCCACGGAGGGGCGGCCGGUGUGUGGAGGGUGUUCUGGAAGGUUCCUAUCGCUGUGAUUUGAUGCCAGAUGCCGCUUGACAGACACUCUGGUCCCCUGGUGCUGAGCAGCCUGAGUAGAGACCCACUGUGGGCUUGUGGCCUCCGUGGGUGACAGAGGCUGGCUCUGCCUGGGCGAGCAGCCUUCUCAGGAAGGCGUUUAGAGAGAGCAGCUGGAACGACAGACCACAGGGACGGAGCAGGGCUUCCAGCCCGGGCUGGGAGAGGCGUCCUCGAACCCCAGGACCUUCCUGGAAGAGGCGGGGCUGGGGCUGGCUCCCCAGAGACAGUGUGCUGUUCACGGCAGUGUUUGUGCCCCGUUGGAGCGCCAAGGUGUGCCGAACGACUUCAAGUCUCUAUUUAAAAAUGAUCUUGUGUUUUUUACAUUGGAAAAGUACUAGCUUUGGUGUUUUUGUAAAGCUCAUCAGUGCUUAUUGUAAACAAUACAGGAAGCCCCCGUCCUCUGGGGUGGUCAUGCCACACCCUCCCCGCCCUCGCCCCUUGUAACCGUGUCUGUCCCCUGUGGGUGUGCGUGUUCGGUUGUAUGUAAACGGAAUCAUUUCCUACAUGGUGCUCUGUGACCCACACUCUCAUGCAGUCAUUUUCUGUGAACUAUUACUGUGAUAAUAAAUAACAUCAUACCUGA
Tupaia belangeri chinensis (Chinese tree shrew) is the source of this 2519-nucleotide messenger RNA. It is a transcript of the gene SLC26A11, whose product is annotated as solute carrier family 26 member 11. Bases 21 to 1832 code for a protein of 603 amino acids. Gene Ontology annotation, biological process: sulfate transmembrane transport. The transcript has 16 exons. Gene Ontology annotation, molecular function: secondary active sulfate transmembrane transporter activity. Lineage: Eukaryota; Metazoa; Chordata; Mammalia; Scandentia; Tupaiidae. Gene Ontology annotation, cellular component: membrane. The record is from RefSeq and is a predicted model, not a curated record.